This is a messenger RNA of Adineta ricciae, 1602 nucleotides long. NCBI's taxonomy places the organism in Eukaryota, Metazoa, Rotifera, Eurotatoria, Adinetida, Adinetidae. The record is from the annotation of a GenBank genome assembly.
AUGAAGACUAGCGUAAUGAACAACAUCGAAAGGCGUGACAAGUGGUCGGGCAAUGCAGAGUUUCUACUUUCUUGUAUUGGCUUUGCUAUUGGCCUGGGUAAUGUUUGGCGAUUUCCUUAUCUAUGCUAUGAACAUGGAGGAGGAGCGUUUCUCAUUCCAUACUAUAUAACAUUAAUCUGUGCUGGCAUUCCAUUGUUCUUUCUGGAAGUUGCUCUUGGACAGCAUACAAGUAUUGGAGGAUUAGGUAUUUGGAAAAUCUGUCCUAUAUUAAAAGGCACGGGCUAUGCGGCAACAAUUAUUGUAUUCUGGCUCAAUUGUUAUUAUAUUGUCGUAUUAGCAUGGGCUUUCUACUAUAUUUAUCAUUCAUUUAUACAUUCAUCAUUACUACCUUGGACAACAUGCGGCAAUUGGUGGAACCAGGAUUCAUGUCGAACAUUAGAUCAGUUGCAUAAUUAUACAUCAGUGAUGAAUUGUACCUCAUGUGAACAAAGCAUGAGAAACCAUCUUACACAAUUCACUAAUCCUGUGAAAGAAUUUUGGGAUAAUAAUGUCCUCCAAAUAACAAAUGAUAUAAGUGAGCCUGGUUCAUUUCGUGUUCCUUUAGUUAUUACAUUAGCGCUUGCUUGGAUCCUAUGUUACUUUUGCAUAUGGAAAGGUAUUCAAUGGACAGGAAAAAUCGUUUAUUUUACAUCGAUGUUUCCUUAUUUACUAUUGAUGAUUCUGCUGAUACGAGGUUUAACACUGGACGGCGCUAUGGACGGUGUCAAAUAUCUAUUCAUACCUGAUGUGUCCAAGCUGAAAACAUCAGCCCUCUGGAUUGAAGCGGCGACACAAAUUUUCUUCAGUUAUGGUCUUGGAUUAGGAGUUCUUGUGGCAUUAGGUAGUUACAAUAAACGGCAUACGAAUUGUUACAGAGAUACACUCCUGUUAGCAGUAUUCAAUGAAGCAACAUGUUUGAUCAGUGGAUUGGUUAUAUUUUCUGUCAUUGGGUUUUUAGCUAAAACAGAAGGAAAAGCAAUCAAUGAAGUAGCUGAGUCAGGUCCAAGUUUAGCAUUUGUUGUUUAUCCAGCCGCUGUUGCUCAACUACCGUUUUCACGCCUUUGGUCAGUCUUAUUUUUCGUUAUGCUCAUCUUCAUCGGUCUUGAUAGUCAGGGUGGAAUGUACGUCUUCAAGAUUUUUGACUAUUACUCAGCGAGUGGUUGGUGUUUGCUUAUUGUACUCUUCUUUGAGUGUAUCGGUGUUUCAUGGUUCUAUGGUGCUGAUCGUUUUUACGAAGAUAUCAAUAAUAUGAUUGGUUAUUAUCCUAAUCAAUUUUGGAAAUGGUGUUGGAAAAGUAUAGCUAUUUUCAGUCUCGUGAAAUAUGAACCGGUUACUUACAAAAAAUACCGAUUUCCGAAAUGGGCUGAAUAUUUAGGUUGGUCUAUUGCUUUGUCAUCGAUUGUUGCUAUUCCUAUUUAUGCAAUUGCAUUUUUUGCAAGACAAACAGGCACACUGAAAGAACGAUGGAAUACAGCUACACGAUCAACACUCAACGACAAUGAACAAAAUGAAUCUAUGUCAUAUGAAGAAAGUGUUGCCUUGAAUAACGAUUCAUUUUCUUGA